GCUGCCGCCGCUUUGCGGGAUAAACAGAAAUGGCGGAGGCGGUGGCGGCGCUGGAGACAACGGCGGGCGCGGCGGGCGCGGCCCUGGGGUCACCCGCGGCGGCCGCGGGAGCGGCGGCCGUCGCCUUCGACUUCGCGGCCGUGCCGCCGCCAUCCGCGGGGCCGGGGGGAGGCGGUUGGACCAAGCAGGUCACCUGCAGAUACUUCAUGCAUGGAGUCUGCAAGGAAGGAGACAACUGCCGCUACUCCCAUGACCUCUCCACCAGUCAGUCUGCCAUGGUGUGCAGGUAUUACCAGCGAGGAUGCUGUGCUUAUGGAGAUCAUUGCAGAUAUGAACAUACCAAGCCACUAAUACAGGAAGAAGUGACUGAUGUUAACCCAGAGGCAGAAAUCUAUCCAUCAGUGUCCUCAGAGUUUGCGUCACUCCCUGAAACAGUUGAAGAAUUUAUUACUGAGAUAGAAGAUGAAAAUACAGAUCUGGCAGCAGCUGGAGUAGGGGCUGAAGACUGGGUGAAUGCAGUGGAGUUUGUCCCUGGGCAGCCAUACUGUGGACGUGGCCCCCUUCAGGUCCUGGAAGGCUGCAGUAAGGUCACCCCGGAGCCUUCUCUUCUCCAGGCCGAGCAACCCCAGCUCUCUGAGCCUUUCCUCAUAGGGGAGGUGUUCCAUCCCUCUAACCAUCUUCAUGGCCCUCAACUAGCUGCUCCUUUCUGUGCUGAAGCACCCUUGCAGGAAAUGGUGAUUGAAGAAGAAUACGAGAAGCAGCAGGCAGAUGUGGAGAUGAAAAAGGAGCUGUGUCCCUACGCUGCGUUAGGAGAAUGUCGUUAUGGAGAAAACUGUGUGUACAUCCAUGGGGACGUGUGUGAUAUGUGUGGCCUGCAGGUCUUGCAUCCCAUUGAUGCUGCACAGAGAUCUCAGCACAUAAAGUCUUGCAUUGAAGCUCACGAGAAGGACAUGGAGCUUUCCUUUGCCGUCCAGCGUAGUAAAGACAUGGUGUGCGGGAUCUGCAUGGAGGUGGUGUAUGAGAAAGCUAACCCUAGCGAGCGCCGCUUUGGGAUCCUCUCCAACUGCAGCCACACUUACUGUCUCAAGUGCAUCCGCAAGUGGAGGAGUGCUAAGCAGUUUGAGAGCAAGAUUAUAAAGUCCUGCCCAGAAUGCCGGAUCACGUCUAACUUUGUCAUUCCAAGUGAGUACUGGGUGGAGGAGAAGGAAGAGAAGCAGAAACUCAUUCAGAAAUACAAGGAGGCAAUGAGCAACAAGCCAUGCAGGUAUUUUGAUGAAGGCCGUGGGAGCUGUCCAUUUGGAGGGAACUGUUUUUACAAGCAUGAAUAUCCUGAUGGCCGCCAAGAGGAGCCACAAAGACCCAAAGUAGGAACCUCAAGUAGAUACCGGGCGCAGCGGAGGAAUCGGUUCUGGGAGUUCAUCGAGGAGCGAGAGAACGGUGAUCCCUUUGAAACCGACGAGGAUGAGGUGGUGACCUUUGAGCUUGGUGAGAUGUUGCUUAUGCUGUUGGCAGCCGGAGGUGAUGAUGAGCUAACGGAUUCCGAGGAUGAGUGGGACUUAUUUCAUGAUGAGCUGGAAGAUUAUUAUGAUUUGGAUCUAUAGCACCUGUCAGUGGAGUGUGGACUGUUGUCUUGGCUUCAGGCAGUAGCUAUUACCUGUGGUGUUGUGGCAGUGCCUGUGUUUCUCCUAGGCAGGCCGAUCAAUUCCAGGUGCUGUUGUAAUAACUUUUACCCAGGGUCUGUCUCUUCCCUUCCCCUCCUUUCCCACCCCAGGAGUGUUGUUUUUCCUCUGUUUCAACAAAUAACAAUAAAUAAAUCUUUAAAAUGUUA
This is a messenger RNA of Serinus canaria (Common canary), 1828 nucleotides long. It is a transcript of the gene MKRN1, whose product is annotated as makorin ring finger protein 1. Gene Ontology annotation, molecular function: metal ion binding; ubiquitin protein ligase activity. Bases 30 to 1601 code for a protein of 523 amino acids. The transcript has 9 exons. The record is from RefSeq and is a predicted model, not a curated record. Gene Ontology annotation, biological process: protein polyubiquitination. NCBI's taxonomy places the organism in Eukaryota, Metazoa, Chordata, Aves, Passeriformes, Fringillidae.